This is a messenger RNA of Batrachochytrium dendrobatidis JAM81, 1836 nucleotides long. RefSeq lists its product as uncharacterized. Gene Ontology annotation, cellular component: nucleus. The record is from RefSeq and is a predicted model, not a curated record. The transcript has 5 exons. Gene Ontology annotation, molecular function: ATP hydrolysis activity; preribosome binding; ATP binding. Bases 1 to 1836 code for a protein of 611 amino acids. Gene Ontology annotation, biological process: ribosome biogenesis. Lineage: Eukaryota; Fungi; Chytridiomycota; Chytridiomycetes; Rhizophydiales.
AUGUCGACUGUUUUACAAGUGGAUACAAAAUGGGUUAUUCCAAAAAAUAGACUAUCCGAUUUGGGUGGAAUUGAGCAGAUUGUGCAGGAGCUUAAUCAUUUGGUCUGCAUGCCGCUUGGUCAUCCUGAAAUAUAUCGCCAUCUUGGUGUGGAUCUACCUCGGGGAAUAUUACUUCAUGGACCUCCUGGAUGUGGUAAAACAAUGUUGGCUAGAGCAAUUGCUGGUGAAGCUGGCGUACCCUUCAUCUCCAUUGCAGCACCUGUUAUAGUUUCUGGAAUGUCUGGCGAGUCUGAAAAAAAGAUUCGCGAGGUUUUUGAAGAAGCCAAAUCAUUAGCACCCUGUAUUCUUUUUAUUGACGAGAUAGAUGCCAUUACUCCCAAGCGAGAAACUGCUCAGCGCGAAAUGGAGAGACGUAUUGUUGCUCAACUAUUGACAUCCAUGGACAGUCUUUCACCACAGGAUACAUCUUUUGAUGGUAGUUUAGAUGUUCAAACGGAUGAUUACAAGCAUGUUAUGAUCAUUGGUGCUACGAAUCGGCCAGACUCGAUUGAUCCAGCUCUUCGUCGUGCAGGACGCUUUGAUCGUGAAAUAUGCAUGGCUGUUCCUGACGAAAAUGCUCGCAUGCAUAUUUUGCAAAAAUUGGCCAAGAAAAUGCGAUUAGAUGGUGGGUUUGACUUUCGAGAUCUUGCGCGCAAGACUCCAGGAUAUGUUGGCGCCGAUUUGAAUUCACUUACAGCUGAAGCGGGAAUGAUUGCAAUUGAUCGUAUCAUCAACUCUCUUUCGUAUAAACUGCACGACCAAUCAGAUCAAAUGGAUAUAACAAUGAACACUCCUCUUGAUGAUACUGAAAAAACCCUCUACAUGUCUCGCUUUUUGAUUUCGCAUCCCGAGCCCAUGAAACAAGAAGAGCUUGACUUGCUAAGUAUUACUUUUGCAGAUUUUUUGGAGGCUUUGAAAAAAGUACAGCCUUCUUCUAAACGUGAAGGAUUUGCAACAGUGCCAGAUGUUAGUUGGGAUGAUAUUGGUUCGCUUGCCAAUGUACGCGAUGAACUCCGCAUGGCGGUAGUUGAACCAAUUCGACAUCCAGAAUAUUUUGCUAAAGUCGGGAUUACGUCGUCUAUGGGAGUACUUCUUUAUGGGCCACCUGGAUGUGGAAAAACAUUGCUAGCCAAGGCAGUAGCAAACGAGUCUCAUUGUAAUUUUAUUUCUAUCAAAGGACCCGAGCUUCUUAACAAGUAUGUAGGUGAGAGUGAGCGCGCUGUUCGAACUGUGUUUGCUCGUGCGCAAGCAUCAAGCCCGUGUGUGAUUUUUUUUGAUGAACUCGAUGCACUAUGUCCAUCCCGUUCUAACGAUGCAGAAUCUCAAUCGGCUUCUAGACUUGUAAAUACAUUGCUCACAGAGAUGGAUGGUAUGCAAGGGCGUAAACAAGUGUUUGUGAUUGCAGCUACCAACCGACCAGAUAUGAUAGAUCCUGCUAUGAUGCGUCCUGGACGACUUGACAAAACUCUAUACGUGGACUUGCCGAAUGCAUCCGAGCGGUAUGAGAUUCUCAAAACCCUAACACGAAAAACCCCGCUGUCUCCAUUGCUAGAUUUACAAACAGUCUCCAAUGACGCUCGAUGUGAAGGUCUUAGUGGUGCUGAUUUGGCAUCCCUUGUACGCGAAGCUGCUGUAUCGGCCUUGCGUGAUACAUUUUACACUCACGGCAUGCCUUCUUCAAAACCGUUUGUUUCAUCAGCCAGUAGCGAUAUAUUAGUUAAUCUUGAUCAUUUUUGCACUGCGUUUUCAAAGGUCACUCCUUCUGUUCAUAAAAAGGUACGGUUUUAUGUUUAUUAG